UGGGGAGCGGAAGCCAUCAGUGGGCUCGGAGGACACAGUCCCAGCCAGGACACGGCCAUCGGUCACUAAGCCGCAGCACUGGAAUGUCCGCGGGCCAAUCAGCAGGCCCAGGCUGACUCUUGGAGAUUGUGAAUAGCUCCAUCCAGCCCGAGAAACAAGCCGGGUGGCUGAGCCAGGCUGUGCUCGGAGCGCCUGACAGGCCCAACAGACCCAUGCCGCAUCCAGAGACCUCCCCUGGCCGGGGGCAUCUCCUGGCUGUGCUCCUGGCCCUCCUUGGCACCACCUGGGCAGAGGUGUGGCCACCCCAGCUGCAGGAGCAGGCUCCGAUGGCCGGAGCCCUGAACAGGAAGGAGAGUUUCUUGCUCCUCUCCCUGCAUAACCGCCUGCGCAGCUGGGUCCAGCCCCCUGCGGCUGACAUGCGGAGGCUGGACUGGAGUGACAGCCUGGCCCAACUGGCUCAAGCCAGGGCAGCCCUCUGUGGAACCCCAGCCCCGAGCCUGGAGUCUGCCCCGUGGCGCACCCCGCAAGUGGGCUGGAACAUGCAGCUGCUGCCGGCGGGCUCGGCGUCCUUUGUCGAAGUGGUCAGCCUAUGGUUUGCAGAGGGGCAGCGGUACAGCCACGCGGCAGGGGAGUGUGCCCCCAACGCCAACUGCACCCACUACACGCAGCUCGUGUGGGCCACCUCAAGCCAGCUGGGCUGUGGGCGGCACCUGUGCUCUGCAGGUCAGGCAGCGAUAGAAGCCUUUGUCUGUGCCUACUCCCCCGGGGAAUCUCCCUAUCUCACCCAGCUCCCUAACUCCCUGGCCUGGCUGCAGGAGCUGAAGGGGCCAGGGGGGCAGACAGCAGGGCCCCACCACUGCCUUGCCCAAGGCCAGGCCCUCCCACACCCUGUGGUGCCUGCUCGUCCUCACAGAGGCAACUGGGAAGUCAACGGGAAGAUAAUCAUCCCCUAUAAGAAGGGUGCCUCGUGUUCACUCUGCACAGCCAGUGUCUCAGGCUGCUUCAAAGCCUGGGACCACGCAGGGGGGCUCUGUGAGGUCCCCAGGAAUCCUUGUCGCAUGAGCUGCCAGAACCAUGGACGUCUCAACAUCAGCACCUGCCACUGCCACUGUCCCCCUGGCUACACGGGCAGAUACUGCCAAGUGAGGUGCAGCCUGCAGUGUGUGCAUGGCCGGUUCCGGGAGGAGGAGUGCUCAUGCGUCUGUGACGUCGGCUACGGGGGAGCCCAGUGUGCCACCAAGGUGCAUUUUCCCUUCCAAACCUGUGACCUGAGGAUCGACGGAGACUGCUUCAUGGUGUCUUCAGAGGCAGACACCUAUUACAGAGCCAGGAUGAAAUGCCAGAGGAAAGGCGGGGUGCUGGCCCAGAUCGAGAGCCAGAAAGUGCAGGACAUCCUCGCCUUCUACCUGGGCCGCCUGGAGAUCACCAACGAGGUGACUGACAGUGACUUCGAGACCAGGAACUUCUGGAUUGGGCUCACCUACAAGACCGCCAAGGACUCCUUCCGCUGGGCCACAGGGGAGCACCAGGCCUUCACCAGUUUUGCCUUUGGGCAGCCUGACAACCACGGGUUUGGCAACUGCGUGGAGCUGCAGGCUUCAGCUGCCUUCAACUGGAACGACCAGCGCUGCAAAACCCGAAACCGUUACAUCUGCCAGUUUGCCCAGGAGCACAUCUCCCGGUGGGGCCCAGGGUCCUGAGGCCUGGCCGCAUGGCUCCCUCGCCUGCCCUGGGUGCACCCACUCUGCUUACCUGUCUUCCCACCUGUCUGGAACAAGGGCCAGAUUAAGACCACAUGCCUCAUGUCCAAAGAGGUCUCAGACCUUGCACAAUGCCAGAAGUUGGCAGAGAGAGGCAGGGAGGCCAGUGAGGGCCAGGGAGUGAGUGUUAGAAGAAGCUGGGGCCCUUCGCCUGCUUUUGAUUGGGAAGAUGGGCUUCAAUUAGACGCCGAAGGAGAAGCCCCCGCCAGUGGUCCAAAGAGGCUGCUCUCUUCCACCCGGCCCAGACCCUGUGGGGCAGCGGAGCUUCCCUGUGGCAUGAACCCCACAGGGUAUUAAACUAAGUUAUGAAUCAGCUGAA
This is a messenger RNA of Pongo pygmaeus (Bornean orangutan), 2079 nucleotides long. RefSeq names its product C-type lectin domain family 18 member A. Lineage: Eukaryota; Metazoa; Chordata; Mammalia; Primates; Hominidae. Bases 213 to 1700 code for a protein of 495 amino acids. The transcript is spliced from 13 exons. The record is from RefSeq and is a predicted model, not a curated record.